CUGGUCUAAUAUAUUGUUCAAUUAAGACAAAUCCAACUAGGCCAAGUGAGAUAAUGCAGGAGGCCUUGCUAGAGGCUAGGAAACACAGUAGUGCUCUCCACACACUACUCAGUAGGUGGCGGUACUGAAUUCUUACGUUGUCAGUCCACUAAAAUACUGAAUGGCGAAGCACGGCUAAAAAGUAAACACCACUACUACAGAAUCCAAAACUAUCCAGAUAUAACAGAAUACCUCUGUUCCACUAUCUGUUGAUGAUCACUAAUGUAAGAAACUGCUGAAUGAGGCCUGUUCUCUUUGGGAUUCCGUUGUCCUCUUGGGACCACCAUGGGCCAACAGUUCACCGGACAGGCGGGCAGGCUGCCUGAGAAGGUGCUCAAGCACGCCGGUCUGGUGCGCGAGAGCGGCUACCUCACCUACGAGGAGUUCCUGGGUCGAGUGGCCGAGCUAAAUGAAGUGACCGCCAAGUUGGCUGCAGGACAGCAGAAGCACCUCCUGUUUGAAGUGCAGCCAGGUUCUGAUGCCACAGCCCUGUGGAAGGUGGCUGUGAGGAUUGUGUGCACAAAGAUCAACAAAGAGAAUGGCAUGGUGGAGGCCUCCCGCAUCAUGAACUUGUACCAGUUCAUCCAUCUGUAUAAAGACAUCACCAGCCAGGCGGCGGAGGUCUUCUCCGGGGAGGCGGGCGCAGAGGGCCCCUCAGGUCAGCUCGCCUCCACGGACUCGUGCCAGGCCAGCAUGUGGAUGGGCAGGGUGAAGCAGCUGACCGAUGAAGAGGAGUGCUGCAUCUGUAUGGACAGCAAAGCUGACCUUAUCCUGCCGUGUGCGCACAGCUUCUGUCAGAAGUGCAUAGAUAGAUGGAGCGGUCACAGCAGAAACUGCCCCAUCUGCCGUCUGCAGGUGACCGCUGCCAAUGAAUCAUGGGUGAUGUCCGAUGCUCCUACGGAGGAGGACAUCGCUGGCUACAUCCUAAACCUGGCUGAUGAGGCAGGCCAUCCUCACAGGCCUUAACCUACCACACACACUAACAAACAACUUAAUCUUCCUCUCCCUCCUCUCAAUGGCAACCAUAUGGACAAAUAUAAUUAUCUUAAUUUCUUUUUUUGGAGUUUUUUAAGGUUUAUUUAUUUCAUUAAAUCAAAUAAGCCUUUGGAUGUUUGGAGGCAUUAACCAGUGAUGGUUUUGGCCAUGGGCCAGCUUUUUGGAUUUCUACUUCAAGUAUUCAAUUUUUUAAGAUGUGAAAAAAAUAAGAAAUAUGUAUCACAGAAAAUUGUGAAAGAAUAGAAAUAAGUACAAACUGUCAAAAAUCUACAGCUUUAAGCUUGAUUUAUAAAUGUAUCAUUUGAAAAAAUGACUAACUUAAUUGCACUUGUCUCAUACACUGAUUUUAUGGUCACUGCAUAUUUGCGGCGUGUUUGAUAUUUGACAGGUCUGUGUUGAUUGUUUGAAUUACUGUGACAUGAAAUCAUCUGAGACAUCACAUUUAAAACCUCUGUUUUCUUUUGCUGGAUAUUUUUUUCCACUGCUGCCUUUAGUCCUCUUGUUGGGUGAUUGCUCUGCCACUUUAGACAUCAGGGGUUGCCGUAACAACCCAACAAUAUGUUUUGCUCUCUAUUCAAUUUCUGUGUUUUUUGGGAUGUUGUGUUAGCAAGGAGGUCGGCUAUUCAGCUCAGGCUCUAACAUACAUCCCCAUACAAAUUCAACAUAAUUGGCCUGCUCAUUCACGCUUGCUCUUGGCAGUUUUUUUUUGCUUGCUAGCUCUUCUAUGACUGCAAACCUCUUGUGUCCAAGUCAGAGUAAAACAACACUGUAAUUCAAUGAAAGCUGGGCUUUGUUGUAGCUAUUUUUUUUAAAACAAAAAAUUCUACACAUGCUUGAUGUUUUAUGCAGCAUUAUAAUUAUUUAUUUAUGUAGCAUUAUACUUGAUUAUUUUGAUUAGGAUCUUAAAAAUACCCUGUUGUUGUUGUUGUUAUUAUUGUUAUUAAUAAUUAAAACCUUGAGGGUGGAGUUCAGAGACUCAGAUUCUUUGUCAUCUGAGUUUAGUAUGUCUACAAGAUUGAUGUGUAGAAGUUUACACCUAUCCCAUCAUUUGUCAUUAUUGACCUUAUGUUAAUACUCAGACUUUGGUUGUGGGCACGGCUGCUUGUCCAGAUAAAGUAAAUAGAUAUAAAUGUAUGAGGCUUGUAGCAGGGUAGAUGAGGAUAUUUGGCUGUUUUUGUAUGAAGCAUUUUCAUGUCAUCUCUGUGUAAAUUGCAUAAUUGGCUAAUGCCCAGUAGGUGGUACUGUUUAACACAAAUAAAAUACUAUCCUUUUUACACACA
Molecule: messenger RNA, 2315 nt
Organism: Alosa sapidissima (American shad)
Lineage: Eukaryota; Metazoa; Chordata; Actinopteri; Clupeiformes; Clupeidae
Gene: rnf141
Product: ring finger protein 141
Exons: 6
Coding region: 325-1005 (226 amino acids)
Biological process (GO): protein autoubiquitination
Molecular function (GO): ubiquitin-protein transferase activity
Source: RefSeq, a predicted model, not a curated record